UAGAUAAAACUCUUCUGUGCGAGGAGAUAAACAAGUUAACGUAUACAAAACGAAAAUAGAAAUUUUAUCCGCUAAAUUCUAAAACAUGUUAAAAUCUUAGUAAUUAUUUUAUUCUUUCGAUAAUUCAUUUUCGAUCCAUCAUGUUAUUACAAAGGAAACAUUUUAUAGGUGCUGUGGAAGCAAGUUGCUUGCAUUUAGACACAGGUUGAUCCUUGAACUAAUUUCCCCAAACAAUUAGUCACGACGGUAAAAACCAGUGUGUGACAAGUGGUGGACAGAAUCAAUUCAAUCCUACGUACCUCUCGCUAGCCAGAAUUGUGUAUUGUGAUGCCAGAGGACAGUGCCAACAAAUAUUUAACAUACCAUUACAAUUUAAGAGACCGCCAAAUGCAAUGUGGUGACUCAACUUCUCAGACCGCUACCCAAACAAUUACAACAACAACUCCAACGCAAACAGCUACCACAACAACAACAGCAAGAUCACCAACAACAGCAGUGAAUACAUUAAGUGUCAAUUCCUCAUCAACAACAACAACAGCAGCAAGUUCAAUAACAACAACAGCCAAUACAUCAAGUGUGAAUUCCUCAACAACAACAACAGCAAGUUCAUCAACAACAACAGCCAGUAUACCAACAGCAACAAUAACAAGUGACAGCUCUCCAACAACCAUUAUGCAGAGAGAUAAUGGUGUUCAACUAGCUAAAUUCACAGGAAAAAGUGGAAAAGUUAGUGCCACACAAUGGUGGACCCUCUUCAUUCAGUGGUGUUCCCUUCACUCAUUCACAGAACAACAAAUCCUGGGACGCAUCGUCUUCCAUUUAGCCGACAUGGCGCAGCAGUGGUAUUUAUCACUUCCUGAAACAUCUCGGAGUACUCUCCAAAGUUUAAAAUCAGCGUUCUUUUCCCGAUUUGGAAAACAAUCUUCCUUCAACCUUGAUGUCCUAGAUAUUAAGCAACAAAUUGACGAAACCUGCGAAGAGUACAUCACCAGAAUUCAACAGAUGGCAUGUGAUGAUGAAAUACCAAGCCUGAUGUUAAUUAGUCUCAUCGCCAAAGGAUUUCAACCGGAUAUUUCUGAAAAGGUGUUAGAUAAAGAUCCCCAAACAUUUGAGGACCUAUUUAAAUUCGCAAAAAGGGCAGAAUCAACUGUGAAAAUUCGUAAAAAUGACAGCCUGAUUGCAUCCAUUGAAGGCAUGGAAGAUCGCCUGAUGACGAAACUUUCAAAACAACUGGAAACGACUGUUAUGGCUUUAGACCGCCGAGACCAAUAUGCUCCUGCAGAAGUGCGUGACCGUUAUGCUUCAUCUGAUCAACAGAACAAUCCUCAUACUAACGUGCACACCAGCAACCAUGGAAGACCCCGAGGACAUGAUUUCCGUUCCCAGAGACAUUUUAAAAGUGAAAGCAGAGACAGACCACAAUUCUCCAACAAUGCCUCUCAAUACGGACCUCGCAACCAAGGAAACCGCUUUCCUCGGCCCACUCCUCCGUCCAGACAGCAUGGUUACCGUCCAGCCCAGAAUCAACGUCAUCCUAGUCCCAAUAUCCCUGGGAGUUGGUUACUUUCUGGGCCUGGAUGCAGCGCUGUGGUUUGGUUUCUUUGCCAUGGGUUCCUCUCCAGGAGGAGCUGCCAGCAACAUCUACUGUUAUCUAUUGGACGGCGAUGUAUCCCUCAGUGUGACCAUGACCUUCAUCAGUACUUUGGCUUCGCUAGCUCUGAUUCCAGCAUGGAUCUACAGUGUGGGUAUUAAUGUGAUCUACAAAGACAUAGAGAUUUCUAUUCCCUUCGUAAAUAUCAUCACAUCUCUAGUCGGCCUGAUCAUUCCUGUGGGCAUCGGGAUCCUGAUACAAAUCAAGAAACCCAACUGGGCCCGGUUUAUAGAGAAGUUGGUGCGCCCAAUCACUGUGCUAUUCAUCAUCUUGGUCUUCACCAUUGGUGUAUACGCCAAUCUGUAUGUGUUUGAACUCCUGACCCCUCUUACUUUACUAGCUGGGGCUUUAAUUCCUUAUUGUGGGUUUGCUUUUGGUGCUCUUGUAGCCUUCAUAACAAAACAUGACAGACAGAGAAUCCUGACAAUUGCCAUAGAGACUGGUAUCCAGAACACUGGUAUAUCCAUUGUCAUGCUCCAGUUGUCACUUCCGACUCCGGAUUCCGACAUUGGAAUGGUGGCUCCCAUUGUGUGUUCCAUUUUUACUCCUAUUCCCAUGGUGAUUGCCAUUACUGCAUAUGAAAUAAAGAAGCGGUGCUUUAAGAAGAAGGAGGUUGCCACUGGUGAGAAAUUAAAAGGACUAGAUGGGGGAGAGAAGUCAGAGAAAUUGGGGGUGGAGGGUUUAUCUUACCAGCCGGUUAGUGAGAAAGGGAGUGACUCUGAAACAGAGACUUGUAAAAAACAUGAAAAGAAAGGCAUUUAGAAAGUUUUAUGAAAAGAGGGGUUGCCAUGGACGUCUACUUAACAUAUUAUUUGAGGUUUUCAUUUGCUAGUCAGUACGGCUUGCGAAGUUGAAAUUGGAAAACUCUGAUACUCUCUGCCAUGUUUUUUAAUAAUGCGAAAAUGGAAAUGACAUUUUUUAUGUGAAAUAUCAUCAUGAAUACUUAUACAUGUAUCUAUGCUCAAAUAUGAAUAUGUAAAAGUUGAUGUUCCUCGCAAUAUAUAUUUGAUAUUCCAUGAAAAGUUUGCAUCUUGAGAGUGCUCAAAUGUUUAAUUGUUUUAUUCUUAAACAGUUUCAUUGCUGAUCAAGUUUUACACAUGUUUUUGUAUUUUCUACCUUUAAGAUAUGUUAAGAAUUUUAUACCAAAUUUAUAUCUGUAGAAUAUUAAUUUUUUUAUUUUAAGUUUAUUCAUCUUUCUUUAAAGAAAAUUUAAUUAGAGCAUACUUGAUGUAACCUUUUAUAUGUCUUUGUUUUAGAUUUUAUUAGUAUAAUGACAAUGCCAUAUUAUUUUUAUAUAGAAUUACUGGUAUAUAUACAAACUGAUUGCUGGAAUGUUUUAAAUCAUUCAAUCAUGUAUUGCCUUAAGGUACUUCACUACACCGAGACUUAUACUUUUUAAGACACUAUGUCACAAGAUGGCGAUUUAAAUGUUUUGUGAAACUGUUUGUAUCAAUUGAUUUAGAUGUAGAUCAUCAAAGCUCAGUGGUUAAAAUAUCAGGCUUGUGAACCGUAGGUCAUGAGUUCGAAUCCACCUGGGGCUUUUGUUUAUGUUUACUGUAAGAAAUUUUUGAAAAUACUAUUUUUUAUCUAAAGUUGCACAUUUUUUCGCCUAUUUGAUAUAUAUACUUCUUAUCCAUCAUGCUUUCUAUCAUAAUCAAGUAAUUGUCUGCUGAUUUGAGAAACUUUUUCAAGGUGUAGUGAGACACCUUAAACAACCUGUGUUGGUGAAAGUAUUUCCUGAAUUGAUUUUUCUGUGUCAAAAGCAAUGAUAUUAUAUGUAUAUCAGUUUAUCAGCAUCGGUGAAGAUUGCAUUUGAAUGACAAGUCAUUAUUUGCUUGCUGUAUUUUGUUGACCAGUAGAUUUUGUUUAAGAUGGAGUGUUUUAUUAUAUUCUAGUCACAUCUUGUAGUCAAGUUUAAAUAAAAUGUAAAUUGGAAUCUAGCAGGCAGUUGUUAUUGUUAUCUGUAAUUGAUUCUAAAAAUGUAUGUUCAAUAUGACAUAUUUUUAAUACCUGUUCAUGUCUAAACAUGUUUUGUAUAAACAAAAUAUAUAUGUUUGUAUCUAGA
Magallana angulata is the source of this 3716-nucleotide messenger RNA. RefSeq names its product ileal sodium/bile acid cotransporter-like. Gene Ontology annotation, cellular component: membrane. NCBI's taxonomy places the organism in Eukaryota, Metazoa, Mollusca, Bivalvia, Ostreida, Ostreidae. The record is from RefSeq and is a predicted model, not a curated record. The coding region runs from base 1271 to 2413 and encodes 380 amino acids. The transcript is spliced from 4 exons.